Molecule: messenger RNA, 2068 nt
Organism: Callorhinchus milii (elephant shark)
Lineage: Eukaryota; Metazoa; Chordata; Chondrichthyes; Chimaeriformes; Callorhinchidae
Product: SMC5-SMC6 complex localization factor protein 2-like
Exons: 14
Coding region: 67-1725 (552 amino acids)
Source: RefSeq, a predicted model, not a curated record
GGUGGGGUGACCACCUCCUGCGGUGUCUGGUCCAUCAAAUACUGCUUAAGAACAUUUAACUUUUUCAUGAUGAAUUGCAAUCUCUGGUGGAGUGAAAUGCUGAUCAUUUUGCACUUUCUCAGUAAGAGGGAGACGCAGCUGAACGAGUUGAAGAGGAAAUUGCAGAAUGAAUUCGACACUCUUAAUUUGAGUUGUCUGACUGAGGAAGACGAUGAACAGAGUUUGGAUGGAGACUUGGAAUCGAUUCCAGAUGAACAUAGGGAAUUCUUUCGCAAAUUCUCAGUUAAGUCUGACGGAAUACCCGACUUGCGUCCUGGAGAAAAGAUUUUCAACUUGUUGAAGUCUGGAGCGUUUUUUAAUCAACAUAACCUCACCUUGUCUCGGUCUGAAUUGACCCCUCAGAAUUUUCUGGAAAGAACUCUCAUCAGCCCUGGGAGCAGCCAUCUGGAACUUUUGUUCACCAACGGGGUGGUAAGCCAAACCUAUGCUUCUUCACCAUGUCCCCAGCCAGUUUGGGAGUUACUGUUUAAGAUGAUGACUGUUCAUUCGGAUUACGUUGUUUCAAUGCACAUUUUCAAAGCACUUUGGGGUAUCUGCACAAAUACCACCAAUAAAAUAGAUAAGAAUGGCGCAAGUAAGUUCAAGGUUUGGACUCCCAGUCUCCUGGAUAUAGUUGCUGUUUUUAUGAAUUUAGGAGCACCGUUUCAUGCUUUGUUUCCACUGUCACACCUUCAGCCAGACUUCACGGAACAGGAUAUAAUAUCCAGGCAGCACAGCAAUGAGAAUCAUCUGGAGGACCAUCUAGUCACACCUCAGAGAGAGCCCAUCUUCACUUCUCUGCCAGAAUACAACAUAACAAAUGUAGUUAAGUUUCUGCUGCUGUGUACCUCCAUGUAUCCUGAAGUGUACUCUGAUAAAGAGUUAGUGUUGCUGAUCAGUCUGGGAGGCAGAAUCAGCCUUGAACAAGACAUGACUCCUAAUAAAGACUUUCAGUGUUUGCUGAACAAUCUUCUCAGCAAUAUUAGAGAAUGGAAUGUGCAGAUGUUUGAACUCUGUACAAUCCUCAGUAACUUAUCAGAACAUCAUCAUAAUCUUUCGUACCUGGUUCAGUUGAUCCCAGAUGGUUCGACACGGGGGAGACAACUACGAAGACAUCUCAGCCUGGUGAUCAUUUCAAAACUUUUAAACAAGGAAGGCAUUUGUAUGCCGAAGGACCCAGACAUGAAGAUCGCUCAACUUGGCCAGUUCAUGUACCAGAUGAAACCAUCGUCUCUAUUAAAAACUUUGGAAGCAAAUGUUCAAUCUGAACAGCAGGCACCACAAAAAGAACAAACUAUGCCUACAGAGCCUGAUCAGCAGGCAUACUACCUCUGCUACAACCUUCUCAUAUUAGCAAAUGAAGUUAUGCAUAUGGAUCAUAUUCCUUCCUGCCAGCGGAAUCAUCUUAUACAGCUGUGUACUCAAAUAGAAAAACACAUCAAGUGCGAUAUAAGAGAGGACCCCAAACUGCUUUACCGAAGCAAGGUAAAGGAUUUAGAAGCAAGAACGUAUGUAAAAUGGCAAGAGUUGUUGCAGCGAUCACGGCCUCUACAGGGUAAACUUCAUGAUUAUUGGGAGCCAGUGUGUGAAGAAAUAACCCAAUCCUCUGUGGUUGAGGAGCUCAAGGCAUCAGACGGCAAUAAUGCAGUGGAGGCAGAACACUACACAGAGAGAGACACAAAAUAGCCAAGAGAUUAAUAUGUUCAUAACUUAGUGAAGCAAAUAUGAUUUUUUUUUCACAGUUGUAAAGCUGUUAAAAGUUUAGUAAGUCUAGUUUAUCAAGUUGGAUUUUCUGCUUUUAUAUUUGGUGUUGGACAUAGUUGAAAGUACAUCCUAUUAAAGACUGUUAAUGUUUAGUCCUGGUUUUGAUAUUUUAACAGAAAAAUCUGGCAAAAAAACAAAAUAUUUACAAAAACAAUAUUUUGUGAUAAUAGAGAUUAUGAGUUUAUUUAUAUAGUUGGAGUUGCGUGUGUUGGAAUAUUUUGUACCAUCAAUUUUAUGGCUGUACAUAAAAGUUGGCUUCUUUUUU